UGUUUAAAUUUCAAACUACUUUGAAGUUUUAAACGGUUACCGUGUUUAACUGAAUUCUUGAUUUCGAAGUCUUUAAGAUUGGUUUAAGUGUGAGUGUAAAAUGGAAACACCUCGUUCCCGAGAAAAUUCGAUGGACAGAAGCCGUGAAUCUGUACACGUCUUUUGCAGACUAAAACCAUUAGAAAACGAGACAGAAACUUCUAUAAAACUACUAUCACCAACUACAUUAACUAUACGUUCGACUGCAGAUAAAUCUACAAAAAGGGAUGUACAUUACAUAUUUAAUCAUAUUUUCACAUCAUAUUCUUCUCAAAAAGAAAUUUUCGACCAUGUCGCUUUGCCCCUUCUAGAAGGUGUCAUUAACGGAAAGAAUGGUUUACUCUUUACAUACGGGGUCACAGGGUCUGGUAAAACAUACACUUUAACAGGUGAGCCCAAUAACCCUGGAAUUAUGCCUCGGUGUAUAGACACAUUAUUUAAUACAAUUGCAAAUUUUCAAACACAAAAAUAUGUGAUAAAGUCUGAUAAAAUGAAUGGGUUUGAAAUUCAGUCAGAGAGUGAUGCUGUUGAAGACAGAUUUAGAGAAACUAGAACAAAUAAAAUAUCCAAAACUAAUCGAAGAGCUAUGGGAGACUGUAAGUCUUACUAUACAAACGAUGGUUCUAGACUUACAAACUUAAACGAGAACAGUUUGUACUGUGUGUUCAUUAGUUACAUUGAAAUCUACAAUAACAUUGUGUUUGAUUUGCUUGAUGAGUCUACUUCCACAAGACCAGAAUCGAAAAUUUUAAGGGAAGAUUCUCAAAAAAACAUGUACGUCAAUGGAAGUGUCGAAUUAGAAGUUAAAUCAGCAGCAGAAGCCUACGAACUAUUUUUCAAAGGGCAGAAGAGAAAACGUAUGGCUUACACGGCACUUAAUGCAGAAUCUAGUCGCAGUCACUCAAUUUUUAAUAUUCGUAUUGUGCAAAUAGAACAAGUUGCACAAAAUAGUCAUGGACAAGCUGCAGUUCCAGAAAAUAAUAUAAUGAGGGUGGGACAGUUGAGUUUAGUGGAUUUAGCAGGUUCAGAAAGAUGCAGUCGGACACAAACUACAGGCCUAAGAUUAAAAGAAGCCAGUAUUAUCAAUAAUUCCUUGAUGACUUUACGUAUUUGUCUGGAAACAUUAAGAGAAAACCAGCAAACUGGUAAUAACAAAUUGGUCCCAUAUAGGGACAGUCGCUUGACACUGCUUUUUAAAAACUACUUCGAAGGAGGAGGUCAAGUGAGGAUGGUGGUUUGCAUAAAUCCUUCUCUUAGAGACUAUGAAGAAAAUCUGCAGGUGCUGAAGUUUGCAGAAAUGACUAAAGAUGUUAAAGUAAUCAAUCCAGAACCACGAACUCCUUACAACAUCAGGAGGGCUAAAACUAAGACUCCCGGGGUCACGAGGACACCUGCGACGAUGAAAAGGUCCAGGCCAGCAUCAUUUUUAUUACCAAAAUUACCAAUAUUCACAACAGAUGCGAAUAAAAGCGUUAAAAGAUUCUUGGAUGAAACAAGUAAUCUUCUCAAAGUUCUAAAUCUGAGAAAAGAAAAAAGCCUUGGCUUUAAUAGUAUUGUUCGUGAAAAAGAAAAUCAUUUUCGUAAACGGCUUGUUGAUAUAAAUCAGCAAAUGUUAGUAUCUCAAUCGGAAGCUCAGAGCAUCAAAGCGCUUUUGAAGAAAGAAAAGCGAAAAAAUUACAAUUUGGAAACGAAACUUGCCGAUGUAGAGGCUAAUCAAAAAGACCUCGAAAUGCAAAUCAGCAAUUUUGAAGAGGUGAUCAAGAAACAGCAGCUGAAGAUCGACGAAAAAGACAUGAAAAUAAACCAAAAUUUGCUCGAAAAGGAGAAAACUAAACAAAAACAGGCUCUUAAGGCUGAAAGGAUAGCCCAAGAACUUGAAGCCAAGCACAGGCAACAGAGGGCUCAUUUGCAAGCUGAAAUGGAUGCUCAAGAUAUGAAACUAAAAAAGGUCAAAGAACUGUUAGACAGCGAGGUCCCCAUGUCUCCACUGCAAAUUCCUGGUAGCAUGGCCACUAUAGAUUUUGAUGCACCCAUGACCACGAAACGAGAAUCUCCACCAGCACAAAGUGAAGGUGUUAUCAAUGAAAGUACUUCCCAUCGUCGUAAUAUGAUCAGGACACCUCUUCGGCAUCGCAGAUCUCGAUCUACUGGCGAUGUAUGGCUGGAACACAAUUCAAUAAAACCUGUGCCCCUUGGGACGGUACUACAACCCUCAAUGAAGAAACGAAAGUCAGUUAGCAAACUAAAGAAAGCAGAUGACGUAACAAAUCCCAAACAGACAAAAUACUGCCUUAUAACUCAAGAACAGGAUGACGAGGGUGAACUAGAAACGAAGGUGUAUAAGGGAGACAUUCUACCCACAUGUGGAGGGGGUGCGCAGGUUGUAUUCAACGAUGUGGAGAGAUUGAGGCAAGAAUCGCCCACGGGCACUCCUACUUCCGGCUACAGACAGUAGGCGUCUCAAAUACUUGUACAUAUAUUGUGAAAUAAUUUUAAGUUUAUUUUUAAGUUUUAUUAAUUGAUUUAAUAUUCGCGAAAGUUUUGUUGUUUUGAUAC
This is a messenger RNA of Agrilus planipennis (emerald ash borer), 2595 nucleotides long. It is a transcript of the gene pav, whose product is annotated as kinesin-like protein KIF23. Gene Ontology annotation, molecular function: microtubule binding; microtubule motor activity; ATP hydrolysis activity. NCBI's taxonomy places the organism in Eukaryota, Metazoa, Arthropoda, Insecta, Coleoptera, Buprestidae. Gene Ontology annotation, cellular component: kinesin complex; microtubule; nucleus. The coding region runs from base 101 to 2494 and encodes 797 amino acids. The transcript has 4 exons. Gene Ontology annotation, biological process: microtubule-based movement. The record is from RefSeq and is a predicted model, not a curated record.